Naumovozyma castellii is the source of this 351-nucleotide messenger RNA. RefSeq names its product Cnl1p (gene CNL1). Lineage: Eukaryota; Fungi; Ascomycota; Saccharomycetes; Saccharomycetales; Saccharomycetaceae. The transcript has a single exon. Bases 1 to 351 code for a protein of 116 amino acids. The record is from RefSeq and is a predicted model, not a curated record.
AUGCCAAAUGAGGGAAGUGAUAAGGUAGAGCAAGGAUUAGACGCAGACCCCUUGGGAAUCGAUAAGCUGAGCGUCGAUUACGACUAUCUGUUGUACAAGAUCCGCGACCAUGUGGAAUCCAUUCAACUGCAGACCACACAGCUCUGUAGGACACAGAAUGAACUUGUCACGAAUGAAAUAGUCGAAAAUAUUAUUGACAGGAACAUCUCCGAAUUUAAGCUUCUGUUGGAGAAAUGUGAAGAAUUGGAGAACCAUUUCGACAUGUUAGACCAAAUUGCAAUCAUUACAGAAUCCUUCAAUGAUAGGAUAUCUGCGAUUAUAGCAGAUUAUAAGCAAAUCAAAAGGAGGUAG